Messenger RNA from Patella vulgata (common limpet), 3113 nucleotides. RefSeq names its product polypeptide N-acetylgalactosaminyltransferase 1. Bases 48 to 1934 code for a protein of 628 amino acids. Lineage: Eukaryota; Metazoa; Mollusca; Gastropoda; Patellidae. The record is from RefSeq and is a predicted model, not a curated record. Gene Ontology annotation, cellular component: Golgi apparatus. The transcript is spliced from 11 exons.
AUUAGGGUAAAAGAUUUGUUUAAUAGUAUUAACUGGUUAUAUUAAACAUGAUCAGACUUUAUUCCUAUAUGUUCUAUUUGAACAUCACAGUUUAUAUUGUAACAUUUUAUUUUAUGUACUUGUUGAUGUCUAACUACAAAGCAAGUUCAGGUAUACACUUUAAAAAGCAAUUACGUGACACCAAUCAAAUACCUGUAUCAAAAUUAAGAUCAAGCACACCCUUGCAAAAUGAAGUGGAACGUGAUUUGAAAGAAAGGAAAAGCAACGAGUUCUGGGUACAGAAUAAUAUUAAAGGCUAUUCAAAGAUUAGAAGCAAUGACAGUAGUACCGAUGAUUUGAUGUAUUCUAUGCCCGUUUUAAAAGAAAGGGAUUUAAACGGGCCAGGUGAAAUGGGAAAAGCUGUUAUAAUAGAUGAGAAGAAUUUAACUACAGAACAGAAGAUUUUAUGGAAAGCCGGUUGGGACAAAAACGCUUUCAAUCAGUAUGUUAGUGAUAUGAUAUCAAUUGAAAGAUCUUUACCAGAUUAUAGAUGGCCAGAAUGUAAGAAUAUAACGUAUGAGAAUCUACCGCAAGUGAGUGUUGUUAUACCGUUUGUUAAUGAAAGUUGGUCAACAUUAUUGAGAACAGUCCACAGCGUAUUAAACAGAUCACCACCACAUCUGUUAAAGGAGGUUGUUCUUUGUGAUGAUGCUUCUUCUAUGGAACACCUUGGCAAGCCUUUAGAUGAUUACGUGGCGUUAUUUGAAAAAGUAUCCGUUCAAAGAUUAAAGAACCGAGGAGGAUUGAUAAAUGCCCGAAUCCUGGGCUUCAACCAUUCUACGGCACCCGUGGUUAUUUUUCUCGAUUCGCAUUGUGAAGUUACAACAGGUUGGCUUGAGCCUUUACUAGACCGAAUCAAGAAUGAUGAUAAAACGAUUGUCACAGCUGUCAUGGAUAUUAUUAAUGCUGAGGACUUUCAUGUCCAAACUUACAAUAUAGAGCAAACUAUACCAGUUGGAGAUCUGGAAUGGACCAUGUUUUUCAAAUGGAAACAAGUUCCUGUGGGCAAACCCAGGAUAAAGCCAGUGAAAAGCGCCACCCUAAUUGGUUGUUUUAUCGGUGUCAGUAGAACAUUUUUUAAAUAUAUCGGGAUGUUUGAUCCAGGUUUCUUCAUUUGGGGUGGUGAAAACUUAGAGCUAUCGUUUAAGGCUUGGAUGUGUGGUGGUUGUGUAGAGACGGUGCCAUGUUCUCAUGUAGGGCAUGUUUACAAAAGUCGACUACCAUAUGCAUGGAAUGGACAACAAGAGGGCUCGGUGAUAGAAAGGAACCUUCUGAGACUAGCAGAGGUGUGGUUAGAUGAUUAUAAAGAAUUCUUUUAUCAGAUUGUAGGGCCUGAACGAGUUUCUGAGAUCAACGCUGGAAAUUUCAGUGACCGGGUGGCUUUAAGACAAAAUCUUGGAUGUAAAAACUUUUCUUGGUACCUACAACAAGCUAUCCCGGACGUAUUCCUUCCGUCGGAAUGCCAUGGAUGGGGACCUAUAAAGAAUCAACUGUAUCCUGAUGUUUGCAUAGAUCAAAAUGAUAAUGAAAGUAACCUGAAAGGCAGUAUUAUCAGAGGCGCGCGAUGUGGCAAGAUGAUGUACCAACAGCAAUGGUAUCACUGUCACAAUCAAACGAUUCGUCGAAAGCGGGCAUGUUGGGUACCUACAGAUAAAAAUACUAGCAUUGCUUUUGAUUUUUGUAAUGUGGAAAAACAAGAUUUCCAAUGGGAGUAUAGAAAUGAUAACACCAUAUACAGUGUCUAUGUCCAGAAAUGUGUUGAAAUGCAGCCAGACCAGAAAACUAUAAAAUUAGCACGAUGUAGUGAUACAACUAACCAGAAAUGGACUUGGAAGCGAGGACCCCCUCCCGGACCUUUACCUGACUGGAAGAAAAAACAUCAACUAUCCAACUGAAAAUUUAAUUUGUCAUCUUCAUCUUUGUUCUUAAAAACAGUUUUAAAAAAAGGGGAUUAUUUCUUUUAAUUCACGCACAUUCCCAAAUUAUUCUUCGUUAGCUACAACAGCGCACUACGACUGUUCAAUUCACUCAGAUUAAAUUGAAAUCAACAAAGACCCGCAGCGUCCGUGGUUGAUACCGUCUGAUUAAAUUACAGAUCUGAUUACGUUCUAGAUAGAAUUAAAUGGGUUUUUUUUACCUCUCGUAAAUAAACGACAUCUUGUAUUUGAGGAAUGAAUCCAGGGCAAGCCCAUUCACUGAUUUACUUACCUGACAACCUAUAGGACAUUGUCAUUCAAACAAUAAUCUUGAAUCUGAUUCGCUGUAAAUCAAACCCGGUAAUCUAUUAUAACAUCUGAAGAGUAAACGGUUAGUUUAUGAAUUGGUGUAUAUCAGAAUGAAGAAGUAAACGUGGUAUAUAUUUAUCUACCGUAAACAUGGGUCAUCAACUAUGUCCGUCUUUCUGCUGAGCAGUUCAUACCAAUGAUUAAAAUAUAGCCAAGCACUGAUAAUACAUUUAUCUUAUUUUAACAAAUAUUAUAACAUCUAAAGAGUAGACGGUUUAUGAAUUGGUGUAUAUCAGAAUGAAGAAAUAAAAUUGUUAUAUAUUUAUCUACUGUAAACGUGGGAUAGUGUCCGUCGUUCUGAAAUGAAAUGAAAUGAAAUGGGGUUUAACGUUCGACUUUUCUGCUCCGACGGCCAGGAGUCAUUCAGUGUGCUAUGAGGAAAAUUUUGCCCGGACAGCGUCACUACGGCCUGGUCUUAUAUCGAAUUCCAACUACCAUGGGAUCUUUUACGUGCAUGCCAAUGUGUACACUGGACCUCGGCAUUUCCUCCAAUCCGAACGACUAAACGUUGUCCCUUUCAGGCCCUUUGUCAUGCACCACUGACAACGCCGGAAAGUCCCGAUGAACUUUCGCUGCCAAUUCAGGGAUCGAGCACGCGACAUCCAGGUUAGCCAGCAUCCUACCCGCUGAGUCACAGCGGCUGCUGCCCAUCGUUCUGCUGAGCAGUUCAAAACAUUGACAAACCAAGCACUGAUAAUACCAACACAAUACUAAAUGAAUUUUACUACCACAACUCUGUAAAAGGAGGAAGACCACCAUUAAAUUUCACCAUCUCGGUUGCAUUUAAUG